This is a messenger RNA of Alosa alosa (allis shad), 882 nucleotides long. RefSeq names its product mitochondrial ribosomal protein L11 (gene mrpl11). Gene Ontology annotation, biological process: translation. The coding region runs from base 159 to 740 and encodes 193 amino acids. Gene Ontology annotation, cellular component: mitochondrial large ribosomal subunit; ribosome. The transcript has 6 exons. Gene Ontology annotation, molecular function: structural constituent of ribosome; large ribosomal subunit rRNA binding. NCBI's taxonomy places the organism in Eukaryota, Metazoa, Chordata, Actinopteri, Clupeiformes, Clupeidae. The record is from RefSeq and is a predicted model, not a curated record.
GAAGUCCUCAUGAUAGAAGGCAACAUGGCUGCGCGCAUGAAGUAACACGUCCAUUAAGGUUUUAUACGAUAACAUCUGAACAAGUGGUCUCUGACAGGUAGCCGGCGGACGGACAAAGGGAGGACGGCCAGAACGAGCUCGUGGGCUAAACCGAGACCAUGUCUAAGAUUUCGAAGGCGGCCAAGGCCGUGAAAAAGCUGGACACGAACAACCUGAUCCGGGCCAUCGUCCGGUCCGGCCAGGCAGCCCCAGGCCCCCCGCUAGGCCCAAUCCUGGGACAGAAAGGCAUCCCCAUCGGCCAGUUCUGCAAGGACUUCAACGAGAGGACCAAGGACCUCAAAGAAGGCAUCCCCCUCCCCAUCAAGAUCAACGUGAAGCCUGACCGAACGUACGACUUAAAGAUUGGUCAGCCCACGGUGUCAUACUUCCUCAAGCAGGCCGCCGGCAUCGAGAAAGGAGCUGCCAAAACGGGGCACGAGAAGGCCGGUAUGGUGUCCGUCCGAGCGGUGUACGAGAUUGCGCAGGUGAAAGCCCAGGACGACUGCUUUAAGAUGCAGGACGCUUCGCUCGAGUACGUUGUGAAGAGCAUCAUCGGCUCUGCGCGCUCCCUGGGAAUCCAAGUCGUCAACGAUCUAUCAGCGGAGGAGUACGAGGAGUUCCUGAAAAAGCGUGAGGAGACGCUGAAGGCUGAGGCCGCUGCCGCCGCCGCCGCUGCUGCCGCCCUGGGCAAGAAGAAAUGAAGACCGGCCGGCGACCGACCGCAGACCCUCCACCACCCCACACACACCCCCGGCUCUCGGCUCCAGUGUACAUACAUACCCACUCCACUGCACAAGCUCUCUUUCAUAAUAAACAAAAUAAAUGGGACACUCUUGCCCAGGA